UAUGGCGGCUGUCGACAACAGAGAAUUAUCGUCCGAUUUAUACGAGCAGUCAAAGCCAACAGCUUCAGCAUCAGUGUCAGCACCGUCCAUUGAUCUUUCAUGUAUUCAUUGGGGAUACCUUAAUAGUGCAUUAGUACCUGACAAAACCAAAAAAGUCAAGGAGUUAACUUGGAAAACUUAUUGGGUGGAUCUUUGUGGAUCAACACUAAGGCUAUAUAGGGAUCUAAGUCUCAGUCCAGAGUUAGCUUCAAGCCCACCUCCAUCUAAAGUAAUUGGACCAACAGCUGAAAAUGAAAAGAAAGAAGCCUUCCUGGUUUUGAAGAAGGGUGCUUCCAUCAGCAUAUGGGAUAGUACCAAGGUGAAAACCAAGAAGAAAAGUAGAAAGAGUGAGCCUCCAAAAUAUAAUGUUUUCAAGCUACAAGUUGUUAACUGUAUUGACUCACCAGUGUACCUGUUUGAAGCACCUUCUAAGGGAAGCAUGUACAGAUGGAUAAGCAAGAUAGAAGAAGGCAUUGAUAUGGCUAAUAACCCACAGAAUAACUCUAACUCCGACAAAAAACUACAAGAAGCGAAGCUGUUAGCAAUUGAAUCAAGACGGUACCAGACUGUGGCUCCAGAACUGAAAUAUUCAGAUGUUAAGGAUGAUACAGAUUCCGGGAUGGAAGGAGACGAAGAGAGUUACGAAGUCCCAGAGAAACCUCCCCCAGACCCGCGACUAGAAAAAUUGUUGAAAACACUAAAAAUUAAGCAAGAGUUACUAAAAAUUCUCGAAGAGGGCGAAAGAGCAUUCAUUGGUAACGGGGAAUCUGGUGAAAUGAUCGAAGUUUCCGAGUUCAAAUCUAGAACCAAGAUGGAUUAUUACCUCAUUCCUGGCUACACCUCAUCCUUGAUCCCCCAAAACACCCAAAUCAAUAUACUUGGUCAACUGCCUAAUAAACGAUGGAGAUGCUAUGUCGAUCUACCCAAAACAUCCACCCAAACAACCCAAUCAGCGUCUACCGAAUCUGAUGUCUCUAGUCUCAGUGAUUCCCGCAGUAGCACGCCAUCGUGUGAAAAUGGCGGUUCUUUGCUGUCGUUUGAAAAUAAUGGGCAGGCUGCAGAAGAGACGGAGAGACUGAUAGGGAGUGUACCGACGAGUUUGUUGGUGGAUUUAAGCGAGAUGUUAACAGUCCCGUUCACGGAGGAAAACCUGGUCGUACUUGGUACCCCAGAUGUCACUCCCAACCCAUCGCCGCUUCCUUCCCCUCCGUUGUCGCCAUACUCAACGCAUAAAUACAAAGAGACUCCGAACGAUAGUAAAGAGAAUUUUGAAAGUUUCCAGCGGCGAUCACCAACCAAUCUUCAGCGUUUUGUACCUAGUAUGGAUCUCUCAGAUGUCGAUGCUUGGGAGCAAUUUAUUCUACCUUCCCCUCCCUCCACGCCUGUCACUUCUAGUUCCAGCACACCCUCACUGUCGCCUUCACAGUCGUUGGAAAACGUGGACAGUUCGGAAGGAGAGAAGGAUGGGUUAAUGUCUGAUGAUGUUCCUGUUACUAUCGUUGAUCAAGAUGAACGUUUUCCUAAUAACAGCAGUGACACGGUACAGCAUAGUGCUGUUAUGAGGUUAAAAGACGAAGAAGCGUUUGCAUCUCAAAAAAACUACUCAUUUCUCGUGACAAAGAAACUUCGCCAAAGAGGAAUCAGCCUGAUAGUUGGUUCGUCGAGCUCUGAAGACGAGGAUGAAGACGAGGAGAAAGGCAAAAAGCUGACCAGAAGGAAACUAGAUGAAGAAUUCGAAAGAUUUGCAGCAGAUGAUACAGCCCAAGCUACUGUUCGUCCUUAUUCAGCUUUCGUCCCGAGGAAGAGCACCAGUAUCGGCUUUGGAAUAAGCUCAAAGACUGCCAAUCUUCGUACGACUACAAAUGAUGAACUCCUCCGGGACUAUUCCUCUUCAAACGUAACACGAAGUAAAACCUGUAUGACUUUGAAAAAUAAGGGAAGAUUCAGAACUCCGGAAAAUGCUCCUCCUCUCAACCAGCGAAGAACGAUCCAAAUGCAACGAAGCGAAAAUGGAGGCUUUGGAUUCACGUUGCAGACGUACGGCAUCGUGCAACUGGACGGGGAGGUGGAAUAUAUGACAUUUGUUCUUGCGGUGGAGGAAGAUGGGCCAGCCUACAUGGCAGGGAUGAGACCUGGAGAUAUUAUUAUUGUCAUUGAAAGCCAAGAUACCGAGGAGGCGGAUCACAAAACCAUAAUAGAGCUGCUCCAAAAAGCACCAGCAACAGUAAGAAUGGUCGUUGUCUUCGUGGACGCAAUCAGGAGAAUGCAUCUCAAUACGAAGAUCAAAGUCUUAAAGAGCGAACUAGAGGAUAAAGAGGACGAGUUCAACAGACUAAGUCAAAAGGAGCACGAACUCGUAACGCACAAGAACACUGUAACAAAUCUUGAUAUACUCGGGCCGCCUCGAAGUCGCGACAAUUCCUAUCUCUACACUACAGAGCUAACGAGUUCCUUCUCUAAGGACUCCCCCAAAGUCAAGGACAGCUUGAUCAAAUACAAACAGGAACUAGACGAAAAACAACCCCGAAGACAAUCCUUACCUGACCGGAGCGAGCUAAAGAAGCGUCACCUAGUCUCAACCACGGGCAACGAAUUACUCAAGAGCUUUGCAUCAUCUGCAGAAUCGAUGUUGAAGAAAUCUGCCAGUGUAAAACUCAAGAGAAAAGUCAUGAAAGCCAAGCCAACGUCCAAGACUUUUAAAUCCUACAUCGAUCUGGACGAUGGGGACUUCCAAGAUGAAGGUCCGCUUAGAACCUCUUCUCCUCUUGGUACUAAAAUUACCAAAGAUACAGAACAGUUACGUUUAUCAUGGCCGACAUCUACACCUGGAAUGCUAGCUCCUUCAGCAGAGCAAGAAGAUAAAACCAGAUCCUUGCCUAACAACACCGGAGGGUUGUCAAGUUCACCAGUAAAUGGAAACAGCCAAGUAAAGGACGGCAAAGGAAAAUCCAAAACCUCAAACACUGCGAGGGAUUUAUGUACCUCACCGGGGCAUGUACCCAGCGAAGUACGAGACGAUCAGGAAACGAAGCCAUUGUCCUUGAAGGUAAAAGGCUUGGGUAGUUUGACAGCAAACGGACCAAACCCUGGGAAAAGUUCCCUAGUGGUAAAGGAAUCGGAAACAGCCCCAGUGAAAGAGUCUAGUAAAUUGACAGCAACUGAUACUGCAGCAGAGACAAAAAGAACCUUAACAAAGGAUACAAGCAUCAACGACAACAACUCUGUCAGCAAUGAUGCUGGAAUAGAUACACCAAGCACAGGUGUUUCAAAAAACCGAGACAUUAUGGCGGUUAACAAUGUCCAGUCCUCACGGACCAAUGAUGACCGCGGAGGACUUGAAAAUAACCAAAAUAAAAAAUCCGAUAAAAAAGACGUCAACGUGAAAUCUGGAGAAAAUUCAUCAUCAUUGACUAGAGAUAGUGAAAAUGCGAACAAACCAGGUGAUGAAAAUUUGAUAAACAAUACUUCAAACACCGAAAAAUGUUGUCCAAAUGUAAACGCAAAGAAAGAAGAUUCAAACAGAAUUAAACUGUCAGAUUCACAUUCUCCCACAUUAUUACAAAAAUCGCCUAAAGUCCCCAGAAUGAGUAAGCCUUACUCUUUGAUGUCUGGUUCAUCGAGCAAAGAUCGCCCAUGCUCCAAUAAUAUUGCUUCAUUACGUAGAAUAUUCGAAGGUCCAAACCCACCAUGUAAUCGUAGUCCGGAUAUUGUCGAGGAUGAAGAACGGGACGCGUUCCCCACUGACAUUAAAAAAGAUAAUGUGAUUAAGCCACCGCCUGAGUUUGCGGCGAAACCAAGAAUGGGAUCAAUGAGACCUAUGUCGUUCAUGUGUGCCAUGGACGCGGCAGAAGAGUCGCCUCUUAUUCCUGACGAAGAAACAGAAAAUAAAGAGGGGCAGAAAAUUUACGAGAGUAGUGCUUAGGACUAGGUUUUUCUAAGAGAUCCUAACCAGGAAAAAAAAGCAUGAAGAGAAGAGGUGACACUUGGACUCAGGGACUUGGAGAAAAGCAUCAUGAGCAGAAGAGAUAAAUGAUUUCUUGCGACGGCUUAUUGGCAACUGGUUUGUCCCGUACCGAUUCCCGCUCCCGGGCACCCAACCUGCUGUAACCGUGGAUGGGGAACUUUGAUAACGAUGAUCACCCUAUUAAACUUGCCCGAUCAGCUACAAGAUAAAUGAAUAUUUGAAAUCAAAAAGCCUCGUAAUCCCACACUUCUGUUUCGUUCUCGAAAUGUAAAUAUAUUUGGCCGACGGAAGACUUAGAGUUAUAUAUAGUUUACAAGAAUAUUAUAAAGUGCAAACAAUAUAACCGUGAAACUUUAGUAAUACUAAAUAGCACAAUUUCAUGCAAAUUCUAUUGUUUUCUAUUGCUUAAUUAGCACUAUUUUGUACUAUUUAGUAAUUAGUGUUUCACGGAUUAAUUGUUUGCACUCUACUAGCAAUAGAUCAGACAAUGGCCUAAAAAAAGGUAUAAAAUUGAUAUAAACAAACUAGUUGUCUAUAAGUUAUCUGAUUGGCUACACUACAGUAAACAAAUUAGCAAUAGAUCACUUGCGAGUGGGGAAAAUGAGAACAAAUGCAUCUGUCUUUUUUUAUUUUGCCAUUUAUAUAAUUAUUUGAUAGGUCUGGCUUCAUUAGAUUGGCCCUUUGCAGCUCAGUAAUCACGUGCUGAUUAAUUCACYGAGAGCAAAUGAAUGAACAUUUUGAUUCUCAUGGGUAAAAUUUACUGGAGAGCAAACACUUUCUACAACCUGUUUUGAGAGAUCGUAAUAAGACUGCAUUUCGUAACACACUGGUUGAACAUCGUUUCAUUCAGUUCUUUACAAGUAGCUAAAAAGAAUCACCAAUUUAAAAUUAAAACAAAAAUUUUGCUCUCCAGUACAGACACGUGUCCGUGAGCGGCAAAGAGCCUUGAAUAACCAAGACGAUUUAUAUGAGUUAGAGAAUGAUCUAUUUUGCAGUUUAACCUUGGUCUAAAGCCAUUUUUAUUAGUCAUUCUGAGGCUAAGAGAAAAAAGGUCAAAUUAGCAUUGCAGUGCAUUGUGGGCUGUUUGACUGGACAGAAUCUAGUCUCGAAAAUGUCACCUAAAACAGUCCCAAAAUGCACUGCAGUACCAACUCGACCCAGUUUUUUCCUCGACCUUUGGUCUUUGAAAAUGGUUUUUCAAAGGAAUUCCUGGCUAGUUUAUUUAUAUUUAAAAAAAAUUAGAAUUCUAAUGUCAAAUAGAGGUCAUGUCGGAUGAUAUAGCAAUUGUCUGGGUUCCAGUGCUUCUUUGUUGUAGGAGGACGAAAAGCACUGGAGCGAUAGAGCCAUGAAACCCGUGAAAUAGCUGAAAAGUGCGGUUUAAUUUAACCAAUAUAGCAACUAUGAAAACCAAUUGUUAAUACUCCUUUUUACAGUUCAGUUCAGUGAUCGCGAAUAAUAGUUCCAAGUCGAGGCUGGAGUUUUCGCGCAUAGCAAAACUAUGCUUUUUAUCAUGCGCGGUAACUCCAACCUCGGCUUGGAACUAUUAUUCGUGGUCACUGAAUGGAACUGUAAAAUGGAGUAUUGGUAAUUUUUUAGUGAAUUAAUCAAACUUGUAAAGUUUGUUGUGAUUAAUAGAUUUUUUUAAUGGAUUAUAUUUGUAAUUUAUUUUUAAAUAAAGAAAAGAUAGUAAUA
Molecule: messenger RNA, 5695 nt
Organism: Actinia tenebrosa (Australian red waratah sea anemone)
Lineage: Eukaryota; Metazoa; Cnidaria; Anthozoa; Actiniaria; Actiniidae
Molecular function (GO): protein binding
Source: RefSeq, a predicted model, not a curated record